GAAGAAGAACUGGCGGCUCGCUGCUGUUUGAACUGAUGGAAACAGGAGCAACAGUUCGGGUUGGGAACGCGGUUUGUAGGAAAACAGGCAGAACUCUGAUUUUACUCCGAGGAUAAAGAUUCAGACUGGGUUCAAAGUGGACUGAAAUAAACCCAACAUGACUGCUCCUACUCUGCAGCAGCCCAGCUUCCUGCUGGCCAACCUUAAAGCUGAUUCCACAACCAAAGCUCUCCUGCAGCGAUGCCAGGAUCUGGUCAGGAUCAUCGAAGAAUAUCCUGCAAAGGAGCUGCACUUGAUCUUUCCCUGGCUGAUGGAGAACGUCUUCGGCAGUCUGGAUGGUGUCAUCGCCGGCUGGAACCUGCGUCUCAUCAGCUCCCGGAGCAACGAGUACGGCGUGGUCCUGGACUUCCUGAACCCGGGAGGCCCGAUGAUGAAGCUGGUUUAUAAACUUCAAUCAGAGGAAUAUAAAUAUGAAAUCCCCGUCAACUAUCUGCCGGGUCCUGUGAAGGCCUGCAUCCAGGAGGGGGUUCUCCCAGACUGUCCUCUGUUCCACAACAAGCUGCAGUUCCCUCCGGCGGGGGUCCUGACCCUCAACAUCGCCCUCAAUCCUUUUGAGUUCUUCAUGUUUUAUUUUGCCUUCUGUCUGAUCGCUCCGAGGAACUUCCCUCAGGGCCAACAGACCGGCUCCACGGACAGCGCCUACUUUGUCCUGGUGGACCUGUACCUGAAGUACUUCCUCCCCAGUGAGGGAAGUGUUCCCCCGUCCCCGUUCUCCGACUCCAGAGGUUCUGUCGCAGCUGCUUCUCCACGCUCCUCCGGCACAUCGUUCUCUGGUCACGGCGUUCACAGCCCCAGCCUCCUGAAGCAUCACAUCUUCCACCAGCCGUCGGUGAACGCAGACCCCGCAGCGCAGGAGAUCUGGAGGUCUGAGACGCUGCUGCAGAUGUUUGUGGAGCUCUGGCUCCAUCACUACUCCCUGGAGAUGUACCAGAAGCUUCAGUCUCCUCAGGUAAAGGUCCUGGAGACGUGGCUCAGCUACAUCCAGCCCUGGAGGUACACCACAGAGAAGAGCAACCCCCAACCGGACCAGAACAGAACCGUUCCAGACAAAUGGGAGCCGUUUGUCCACGAGAACCUGCUGUUCUACACCAAGCUGUUCCAGGGCUUCCUGAACCGGGCCCUGAAGACGGACCUGGUCAAUGCCAAGAACGCCCUGAUGGUGUUCCGGGUGUCCAAGGUGUUCGCUCAGCCCCACCUGGCCGACAUGGUCCAGAAAGGCGAGCAGCUGUUCCUGGAACCAGAACAGGUGGUCCAGCACCGGCAGCCCCGAGGCUGCCUGGCGCCCGGCCCGGGGGGCGGAGCCUUGUGGUGGCGGCAGCACGUGGUGACGGACAGCGUGAAGGUGAAGAGUCACGUGUUCUCCCUGGAGGGCCCGGACUGUCAGUACCAGCAGAUGUUCGGGUCGGACCUCAGAGCAGCGAUCCUGAACUUCAUCCAGAUCAUCGCUCAGGCCCGGCAGACCGCCAAGAGGAUCUCGGACCAGUCCAUCGAGGCGGCGUCCAGCUCCUCCUUCCUGUCCUGGUUCGGACUGGGCUCGUCCGACAACAACAACACUCUGACCGGCGCCGAGCCCGAGGACAGCGGCGAGUGUCUGAGGAGGACCCACGAGUUCCUGGACCGGGCCCUGGAGAACCUGAGUCUCAUCUUUAAGCUGAACCAGGGUCAGCUGGUCCAGCUCGUGUCCAACCUGGGCUCGGCUCCGGACGACGGACUCUCCAAGCAGCUGCCGGACUGCGUCCAGAGCGAGAACGGGCUGGUUCUGACGGACCUGGGCCGGAGGCAGAUCAUCAACGGACUGCGCCGCUUCGACCUUCAGUACCAGGGAGACCCGGAGCUGCAGCCAAUCAGGAGCUACGAGAACGCCCUGCUGGUCCGGUUCCUGUACCGGGUCUCGUCUCUGGUCAACAUCAGACUGGAGGGUCACAUGACCGCCCUCUGCUCGCGCCCGGACUUCCUGGGCCGGCUCGGUCGGUACUACCUGACGGAUCGGGACUCGUGGGUGAGACUGAGGCAGAGUCCGAUGAACCGGCAGACCGCGGAGCGGGUCCGGCGGCCCCGGCUGAGCCUGCGGCCCCUGGCCAGCUACCAGACCCUCCUCCUGCUGCUCCUCUUCUAUGCACUGGGGGCCCUGCUGUCCUUCGGACCCGUGUCCAGCACCGCGCUCCUCAUGGCGGGAGCGGUUCUGUACGGAGUUCUGAUGACGCUGUUUGGAGACAAACUGAAAGUUCAGUGAGCCCCGACAGGAAGCUGAGGUUUGGGUCGGUUCUGAUCGUUUCUACGACUGGAUCUCAGAGGAGAAUACGACUCGACUUCUUGUAAAGAAAGUUUUGUAUUUUUUGCUCCUGCAGGCCGAAAGGCUUUGACUGAUGGAUUAAAGUAUUUUAUUUUGAAAAUAAAAUUUCAAUAAAACAUUA
Molecule: messenger RNA, 2474 nt
Organism: Austrofundulus limnaeus
Lineage: Eukaryota; Metazoa; Chordata; Actinopteri; Cyprinodontiformes; Rivulidae
Gene: smpd4
Product: sphingomyelin phosphodiesterase 4
Biological process (GO): glycerophospholipid catabolic process; sphingomyelin catabolic process; ceramide biosynthetic process
Molecular function (GO): sphingomyelin phosphodiesterase D activity
Source: RefSeq, a predicted model, not a curated record